AAAACCUUCUUUUUUUAAUUAUCAAAUUUGCUCCUUUUCACUCUCGUAUCGAACCCACCCUCUCCUCUUUCUCUCUGCUCCUUCCUCCAAAACCCCUCUUUCUGGGUCACGGCUAGGGUUAGGGUUUUUCUACCUUCCUUAUCGACUAGUCUUCUUCCACUUUCAUUCGAUCUCUUGCUUCAAUUGAACCUUUUAUACUAAGCUUUCGUUCUCAACCUUAUUUACUUGAAGUUCAUUUUUUAUCCGGAUCCCGACCCAUGGAUAUCCGCAAGAGGGGAAGACCCGAACACAGCUUCAAUAUUAAUGGCGGACUUAAGAAAUCUAAGCAAGAAAUGGAGUCCUUAUCAACUGGUGUAGGAAGCAAAUCGAAGCCAUGUACCAAGUUUUUCAGCACUGCUGGUUGCCCAUUUGGCGAGGGCUGCCACUUCUUACACUUUGUUCCUGGUGGUUAUAAUGCGGUUGCCCAGAUGAUGAAUCUAACACCUGCAGCCCCUCCAGCAUCAAGAAAUGUUGCAGCCCCACCACCUGUACCUAAUGGGUCCACACCACCAGCUGUUAAGACCCGCUUAUGCAACAAGUUUAAUACGGCUGAAGGUUGCAAAUUUGGUGACAAAUGCCAUUUUGCCCAUGGUGAAUGGGAACUUGGCAAGCAUAUUGCUCCAUCAUUUGAUGAUCAUCGCGCCAUGGGACCGCCUGCAGCUGGUCGAAUUGGGGGUCGAAUGGAGCCUCCUCCUGGUCCUGCUUCAAGUUUUGGUGCCAAUGCCACUGCCAAGAUUAGUGUAGAAGCUUCCUUGGCUGGAGCAAUCAUUGGGAAAGGUGGUGUGAACUCAAAACAGAUCUGCCGGCAAACUGGAGCCAAACUUUCGAUCCGAGAGCAUGAAUCUGACCCAAAUCUAAGAAAUAUUGAACUUGAGGGGAGUUUUGAACAAAUUAAGGAAGCAAGUAACAUGGUAAAGGAUUUACUGUUGACCCUGCAAAUGUCUGCACUGCCUAAAACAACUGCCGGGGUUCCUGGGGCACCUGCCCCCCAUGGAAGCAACUAUAAGACGAAACUGUGUGAAAAUUUUGCAAAAGGAUCUUGUACUUUUGGAGAACGAUGUCACUUUGCACAUGGAGCUGCUGAAUUGCGUAAAUGAGGAAUAUGAAGUUUCGCUUAGGUGCAGUAGCCAGGGUUAUAAUUAUUAUUAUUGUUGUGCAUUGCUACUUUAGUAGUACUGACAGGACUUCUGAUGUUAGUUUUGUUGUUGAGUUUCUUUAAAUAACUACUCUUGUUUUUCAAUUGCAACUUUCGCUUAUAUCAUGAAACUGGAGUUCUCUUUAGC
Messenger RNA from Abrus precatorius (Indian licorice), 1322 nucleotides. Its product is annotated as zinc finger CCCH domain-containing protein 36. The coding region runs from base 258 to 1136 and encodes 292 amino acids. NCBI's taxonomy places the organism in Eukaryota, Viridiplantae, Streptophyta, Magnoliopsida, Fabales, Fabaceae. The transcript is spliced from 3 exons. Gene Ontology annotation, molecular function: mRNA binding; metal ion binding. The record is from RefSeq and is a predicted model, not a curated record.